Messenger RNA from Saccostrea cuccullata (small rock oyster), 2068 nucleotides. RefSeq lists its product as uncharacterized. Gene Ontology annotation, molecular function: ubiquitin-protein transferase activity; metal ion binding. Gene Ontology annotation, cellular component: cytoplasm. Lineage: Eukaryota; Metazoa; Mollusca; Bivalvia; Ostreida; Ostreidae. Gene Ontology annotation, biological process: protein ubiquitination. The transcript is spliced from 16 exons. The record is from RefSeq and is a predicted model, not a curated record. The coding region runs from base 188 to 2044 and encodes 618 amino acids.
ACGCAUAUUUCAACUAGAAGAGUGUUCUGAACAAAGGACUUCUUCCUGAAUUUUACUUUUUUUUGUACUUUUAGAAUAGUCACUUCGUUUUCCAAUCAAAAUUUGCUUAAGCAGGAAACGUGAAUCCCUGUAGAGGCGUAUCAUGCAUAUAGUGUUUGGUUGUCUUCCAUUGCGAUCGCUGAUGUAGAUGGCUUCAGAAUUCCAAAGAUCGCAAGUGCUCUGGCAGGAACGAGGAAUUAUCGAGGCUCAAAACAAUCGGGACCUGCGCUAUCAACAUGGAAAAGGGCCAUGCAAUAUUUUCAUACUGGAUACAUCUUCAAGCAUUGGAAUUGAAGGAUUCUUACAAAUGAAAGAUAUAUUUUGUACUAUUAUGGAUGAAUAUGCUUGUUAUCCGGACAGCGAUGAGAAUGUAGCAGUAAUAAUAUGUGGAAGAGAAACUAAAUUUCAACAUUAUUACUCAAAUCAAUACAUGGAUCUAAAACGUUGCCUGGACGACAUUGCUUUUGGGGGUUCAUCUCCUAUUACGGCGGCAUUCUUUUUAGCUACUGGGUGUUUUAAGUAUGGUGCAGGACACACUAGGAGAAUUAAAGAUUUUCGUGUUCAUCCUAGAAUAAUUCUUAUUUCUGACGGGAAACCCACAGAUUUCACUGUUGUUAGUGAUAAGGACGAUUUUCUUCCAUAUGCAACUGAACAGGAUAAAUAUCAUUUGAUACAGUUAACGAGAAAGAUUGGAAGGCAUCACCCAAUAUUUUGUAUUCCUAUCGGAAAUAAUCCCGAUUUGACCUUUUUAGAAUCUUUAAGUGUACAGUCCCGAGGAGGAAAGAUCGUUCAACCCCGAGAAAUAAGACAGUUUGCAAAGUACACUGAAAAUUUGACAAGCGCUGCAGCGUUGUCGUUUACGAUGAUGAAUGAUGGUUCUGACCGCGAAAUGGUUUUAACUUUGUUGGCAUGCAAAUGUCCAGAGAAAGAAUUUACAGAGGAGGACCAGGAUGAUAUAUUCGAAAUGUGUUCGAAGAAGUUUCUGUACAGUUCAUUGGAGGAUUUAAGAGCAGAAUCUGUCGUUGAAAUUGAGGACGCAUUUCAAGAGAGAGAUCCUCGAAUGCCUCCUUUAGGGUCCAGGGUCAAGCGUGGACGGGACUGGAUGUGGAAUAAUCAGGAUAGCAAUGCCCCUGGGACUGUUAUAGGGCAUCAUAAAGAGGCUGGUUGGCUAAACGUAGAAUGGGACACAGGAUUGAUACAUGGCUACAGAUACGGUACUUCAAGUACAGAAAGAGAUAAAUAUGACGUCACAGUUUGUGAAGAACCUAGAAUUCUGGAUGAUGAAAUGAUUGCCACGGGUUGCUUGGUAAAAAGAGGUCCGGACUGGGAAUGGGGAGACCAAGAUGGUGGAGAGGGAAGUAUUGGGUCAGUUUUCAGGAUUAUAGGCAUUGGUAUUGCUCAUGUUCGUUGGCAAAAUGGUUUGAGGAGUGAUUACAGAUUUGGUUUUCAAGGAAAAUUUGAUUUACAGAUCUGUGAUCCAUUUUCACCGGAAGCUACUGGGUAUCUUCAGGACCAGAAAAGAACAGCUGCAAUGAGAUGCCCAAUAAACGAAUCAACUAUGGAAGUCGAUGAACAUGCUUUUUCAUCUGAUUCAGCACUUUCCUUGGGUUUCUGCACAUCUGCCAAUGACCAUAAUUUUACAUCUGAGAAGACAUGCGAAAAUCCCAUUGGUAGCACCUCUCUUUUAAAAAUGCCCAAGGGAAAGUAUUUUAAGAAUAAUCGAGUGGAUGAUGAACUAUCUGACAUAGAGACCGACUGCGCAACAAACUAUUUGACAAAUAAUGCAGUCGAUCAGUGGUUUUGGAAAGAUGAAAAAGGAAAAUGGAUUCCAUAUCCAAGAAAAAUGAACGAUAAAAUCAACAGAAUUUACAAAAGAAAUCCUGGUUCCACUGUUGUUGUGACAAUAAAGGACCAAACAUACAGGGUAGUCUUGGCAAAACAUGUACAUAUAAAUUUAACAACGAGGGAGGAGUCUAAAGUUAAAUUUGUAACAAGUGAUUUGUGAAAUAAAAUUACUUAUUUGGCUUGA